CCAGGAAAUACACCUAAAAUUAUUUUGCUUCUAGGGCUGCUUGAGCGAACCGUCCAGAAUCUUCAGCGGAUGCAACUCGGCGCAAGCACGGUAAAAAACAACACUACCUUGACAGAGGGGUUAACGACGGUCGUAUCAGAUAAGUGCUUGAGAAUUUCUGACAAUCGAGGGACAGGAAACUGCAUGUUCCAUGCCUUGUCAGAACAACUGGACACCGUCAGAGGAAUCAAAAUCCAACAUGGCCAGUUGAGACAGUCUUUAGUUCAGUACCUGAGGAAAAACCCAAAACUGCCGGAUGGAACAGAUCUCUGUCACUUUGUUCAUGGCCAUGAAACAUGGGCUAAUUACCUAACAGAAAUGGAACAAGAUGGCGCUAGGGGUGAUCACCUCAUUCUCUGUGCAGCAGCGAAUUACUUUAAAACGUGCAUUCAUGUGGUCAGCAGUCACAAUGAUGUAUACAUCAUACAUUGUAUACAUUGUCCAGUUGACGAAAGCAAGCCACUGGUACAGGAACAUAUUCAUGAGGUACACGAUGUCAGUCUUCAACCCAUUCAAGAGGGUGGAUUGGUUCCUGAAGUGUCUACUGUAUCAGAAUAA
This is a messenger RNA of Pocillopora verrucosa, 597 nucleotides long. The record is from RefSeq and is a predicted model, not a curated record. NCBI's taxonomy places the organism in Eukaryota, Metazoa, Cnidaria, Anthozoa, Scleractinia, Pocilloporidae.